Molecule: messenger RNA, 1131 nt
Organism: Chaetura pelagica (chimney swift)
Lineage: Eukaryota; Metazoa; Chordata; Aves; Apodiformes; Apodidae
Gene: MFSD6L
Product: major facilitator superfamily domain containing 6-like
Cellular component (GO): membrane
Source: RefSeq, a predicted model, not a curated record
AUGUCUAGAAACCUUUCAGACCACCAGAAAGGCGCCCAGGAUGUCAGCCUUGAGGCACUGCAAAACAUCUUUUAGGACAGACAACAUCAGAUUUUUCUCAUGGCACUGGGUGCUGUUGUGCUUUGGGAGCUGUUGACUGCUUCUUCGGAGUGGGCAGUGGAUGAGAGUCUCUAUGAGUACCUUGACUCAGUUGAUGCAGCUGACAGGUAUGGCCAGCUGUGGGUUUGGAGCUCCCUGGGUGGGUCUGUAGGUGCCUGCAGCGUUGCCGUGCUGGUGGACCAGCUGGAUUGCUUCCCCAGCAGCACAACCCCCCGCCUAGCUGUCCACUUCCACAGCGACGCUCUCCUGACGACCCUCUCACUGGGUGUCACUGCCUUUCUUCCCACCCACGUUCCCAAGGGAACUGAGCAUGUUGGCACAACCUGCAGAGCCCUGGCCCUGCUGUGGAGCGACGGCCGCGCCAUCCUGGGCUCCAGCACCACCUUCCUCAGCGGUGCCGCUGGCUCUGCCCUGCACAACGUCCUCUUCUAGCAGAUGCAGGACCAAGGCAGCAGUGAGCUGUACGUGGGGCUCUCUGCUGAGGUUUUGCUUUAUUUCUUCAAAGGGAAGUUGCUGAGGACUUUCUCCAACAGUAAAAUUGUUGCAGCCAGUCUGAGCUUCCAGGCAGGACAGCUUCUGUGCUACUCCUUCCUGGGGACUGCCUGGUCAGUUCUCCUCAUCCAGAUGUUAUCUGCCUUCAGUGAGGGUGCUUUGUGGUGGGUGGUGAAGGUGACAGUGGAUGGCAUAGCCACUCCAGGCAUGGAGAGGGCCCUGCACUCUCUUCUCCAGGGCCUCUGCUAUGGUGGAGGAGCAAGCUUGGGCAGCUUUGCAGGAGGAUUUGUUGUGCAGAGCUUUGGCCUGGCAGUUCUGUACCGGGCAUGCUGCGUGUGCCUGGUGCUGUGGCUCCUCUUCUUCCUCAUUGUCCAAUCUAAAUUGCCACAGCAGAAAAAAAUUAAUUAUUCUCGUCUCCUGGCUUCUGAUUCCAGUGACAUGAGUGACUCUGAUGAGGAGAAUGAGAAGGUCUGGCUGGUGAAAGCUAUGAAGGGUGAAAGCUUUAACAGGAACUGGUCACAACAGCAUGGGAUCAAAUGA